This is a messenger RNA of Xenopus laevis (African clawed frog), 3460 nucleotides long. RefSeq names its product microtubule associated protein 1 light chain 3 beta S homeolog (gene map1lc3b.S). The record is from RefSeq and is marked predicted. Gene Ontology annotation, cellular component: membrane; autophagosome membrane; cytoskeleton. NCBI's taxonomy places the organism in Eukaryota, Metazoa, Chordata, Amphibia, Anura, Pipidae.
GAGAUAGGAAGAAAAAGGAACGCUAUUUCCACAGCACAGCAACACGAUGCCUUCCGAGAAGACCUUUAAGCAAAGAAGGAGUUUAGAGCAAAGAGUGGAAGACGUGAGACUCAUUAGAGAACAGCAUCCAACAAAAAUUCCGGUCAUCAUUGAGAGAUACAAGGGGGAGAAGCAACUGCCAGUCCUUGAUAAAACUAAAUUCCUGGUCCCUGAUCAUGUCAACAUGAGUGAGCUUAUUAAAAUUAUCAGGCGCCGCCUACAGCUCAACUGCAAUCAGGCUUUCUUUCUGCUAGUGAAUGGCCGCAGCAUGGUGAGCGUAUCCACACCUAUAGCUGAGGUGUAUGAACGAGAGAAGGACGAAGAUGGUUUCCUGUACAUGGUAUAUGCCUCCCAGGAGACUUUUGGAGUAAAAUGUGCAUAGAUGGAAACCAACUCUUUGUUUUCUUUUUAAACAUAUGGUGGAAUAUAACAGAAGCUGCUGAAGCAGAUCUUUCCCAAAUACAUAUUCUAUAGAAACUGCACAUAACACCAUUUCAUUUUAAUAAGGCAAACAUUCAGUUCCUUGCUUUUCCUUCUAAAGUUCUUAGAAAUAAAAUAACAACAUUGGUUCUGUCAUGUGAUACUUACGCUUCACUUACACCGAGAAGUUACCUAUAUGCCUUUAAUGGCCAGUUACCAUUGUUCCCACGUAGCAAUUUAAAGGGUACAGUGGUAUUAUUAAGGAAAUAGCCGACUGCAAUUCAGUUAUGAUGAAUAUGGAAGUUCCCACUGAUCUUUCUCACACAUUCAUAACAAACUGGGAAGAUUUUGUUUUACAUCGCUUUGUUAUACGCAGCAGGAACUAAACCACAGCUUAUAGUGGGAGAGACAAUGUAAUGAAAGGGAUGAAAUGAAAGGCCCAUGGUUUGACACAAAGAUCUCCAUGAGGGCAUUGCUGGCUUAGAUCUGUUUAUAGUGUCCUUACACAGAUAUCCAUGAUCUGUAGAUAUCCUGUUUGAAUGCUAGGGAAUGGGAAAACAUAUGAUAUAUCUCCAUACAAUCUAGGUAUAUGAUGCUGCCAGUAUUGCUGGUGCCAAGUUAUUGAGUGAUUUCUUGGGAUAGUCAGCAGAUAUUUCUCUAGGGUCUAUAUGAAUGUGACUUGGGAAUGCUGUACCUUGUUAUAAUGUUUCCAAGCAGAUUCUUUUUCUGUCCUUUUAUUGGGGUACAUGGGGUACAUUUAAUAACAAGGCAUCCAGUUGUUUGCAGGAUUAUUUUGAAUACAGCUGCAAAUGUAUGUCCUGGCCAGGGGCAUAGCUACAAAAGUUUGUAACCAAACAGGUCCUUGGACCGAAGGGGCACUCCAUAUUAAAUACAUAUUAAAUGAUUCCAUCUUUUUACACAGAAGGACAGUAGUUUGAUUGGAGUAAUUUAUAACCCCACAUGCAGGAGAUAAGGAUUACAGGUGGAUAGAGGGUGCGGGAUUAGAAAAUGUUGGACCCUAAACCAAAGUUUACUCAGAGACCCAUCAGCUUUAGCUGUGCCCAGAGUCAAGGCUGAAGACUUACACAUGAUGUACAUUAAGGGGCCUAUUUAUCAAGUUGUGUAAAAUGAUUUACACCAAAAAUUGGUGUAGAAUACAGAAGCUAUUUAUCAGGCCGUGAUGUUCUCCUUAUUUGUGAUUUUAAGCCAUUCUAUCUGCAGGCAGAAUCCUUUACAGUUUAAAAGUGGUGCUAUAAGGUGCGUAUAUUGAUUUUUUCCACAAACUUUAUUUUUUAUGACGUCUGUUUAAGAAGUAAAGCUCAACAAAGAAUUGUACUAGAAAUGCCACACGUUAUGGCUUCUGUACCAGCCAACAUGGCCCUUUAGCAGUAAAGAUCUGUGCCUCCAAAGAUGCCCUAGUUGUUCCCCAUAUUCCUUUCUGCUGAUUCACUGCACAUUCUCUGUGCUGCUGUCAGUUAGGGACUGACGCAAAAUAUACUGUAUAUAUAAAAUAUAAGUCAUAAUACAAGGCUAGUAAUUUAUUCAGAUUCACAUUACAUGGAACCAGUGUAUUAGAAUUGACCUCACUGUGAGGGGCAAAUUCACUAAGCAGCAAAAAUGCGCUAGCGACGCCUUUGCCGCACUUCUCCAGGGCGCCGCUAAUUCACUAAAAUCUGAAGUUGCGCUCAGGGAGGCGAACGGUAGCGAAUUUGCGCUAGCGUUAAUUCGUCAAGCAAAGCGAAGUUACGCUAGCGAUGCCUAAUUUGCAUACGGCGCCAAGUUAAAGCUGAAUGGACGUAUAUGUAGCAGCAAAUACAUUACACUACACAAGCCUGGGAAACCUUCAUAAAAUAAUAUAGAGGUGUUAUUUUGCCCUACACAUGUGCCCACUGUAUAGUUUAGGUGCCAUAUGUUGGGGGGAAGGAAGGUAGCCCCCAAAAAAAUGUACGAUCUUUUUCAGCCUAUCACCCUUAAAAAAGGGAAAGACGCCAGAAAAAAUUUCAACUUUUUUUUUCGCCUGGUCUCAGUUGGCGAAGGCAAGUCUGGCGCAAGAGUUAACGUUCAUGAAAAUCCGCAAGUUAGUGAAUUAGCGUAGUUAGGUCCCUUCGCCAUAACGCAACUUUGUCUGGCAUAAGGUUGCGUAGUAGCGCUAGAGUAGGUCCACUUCGCUAGCGAAUUUACGCCAGCGCCCGUUAGUAAAUCGGUGAAGUAACGAAUUGACGUCACGCUGGUGAAUUUGCGCCGGCGUUAAGUCACUUCGCCCUUCAGUGAAUCUGCCCCUGACUAUGUUGAUCUUUGCUCCCUGAAUUUAGCAGGCCAGGGCACACUGAGCAUGUGCAUGAUCCAAGAUGGCGGGUUCCUGUGCAUAACAAAAGUUUGAAUUAUUACAAUUAUAGAGCUGCUGAACCUUUGGGCUGUUAUAGUAAGUUCAGUAUACAAAAUGCAUAAUUUCUAGUCAUUUUCUUAUGUAGGCUUUAGUUCUGUUAAAGUCAAAGGGAUACGAUUCAGCAGAAGGAAAAAAAUUUUUUUUUAAAUUUGGUGCAAAUUAUCCUUUACUCCAGAAUUUUGACCCCACUUCACAUUCGUUACACGGCAAAAUAAAUAUACAAGAUUGCACAGUGUAUCAUGGUGUUAAAGGUGGUUGUUUAUAUACAGCUUAAUAAAUAGGCCCCUAAGAGCAAAUGACUCCUUAUGCUGAAGUGCUUUGUUAUCUUUAUGGCAAAAUAUUUUUUUUUAAUUAAGAUGGAAUUUUAAUUUAAUUUAGGAACAGUUAUUUAGAAAUAUACGUUCACAAGCAAUAUAUCACAGCACCAGAGCAUUUAAUUUGCUUCUAUGUUCGUUUUUGCAUGUAUUUUAUGCCUGUUUUUGUUUUGCGUUUUAUCUUUGUAAACUCUAUAUGACUGACCCGCUUAAACUCUUGUUGAAUAACUAAAAUGUCUGUAAUCUAUUAUGGGUUUUAUGUUCUUCUAUUCCUGUAUGAAUAAAGGUGUUUUAUACAUAA